This is a messenger RNA of Fonsecaea erecta, 825 nucleotides long. RefSeq lists its product as hypothetical. Gene Ontology annotation, cellular component: preribosome, small subunit precursor. Lineage: Eukaryota; Fungi; Ascomycota; Eurotiomycetes; Chaetothyriales; Herpotrichiellaceae. Gene Ontology annotation, biological process: rRNA processing. The record is from RefSeq and is a predicted model, not a curated record. The coding region runs from base 1 to 825 and encodes 274 amino acids. The transcript is spliced from 2 exons.
AUGACCCAGCCCGCCGAGGCGUCGACCAUUCCUUCGGUCAAAGAUCUUGCCAGUAGUGAAGCAUCCCGGCGACGUGCAUGUCUCAACUCCGUCAUCGCAUUCCUGAACGAGCAGAAUGCUUCGUCGUCGCCACUGACGCUAACUGAAUGCCUCCAACUCUGGCGCGGCUUCUACGUCGGCCUGUACAUGCACGACAGCAAGAGCGCCCUCUCGGUGCAGCGGCUCGCCGCCGAACUGGCCGGGACGCUGAGGAUCAUGGACGAAAAAGACCACGAGGCCGGGUCAGACGGUCAGACUCAUCCGUGGCUCGACGUUUGGGCAACCGCGUUCUGGGAGACCGUGUCCCGAGAAUGGUCCUCCAUCGAUCAGUGGCGCAUGAACAAGGUACUCCUCCUCGUGCGAUUGUUCGUGAGGGAAUUGUUCAGCCUCGCGCUUGGCUGGGCUACGACGAGCACGGGGGACGCAUCGACACCGACACCAACACCGCAAAGUCGGGUGGGGAGUCAGCUUCAAAUCCUGGAGGCCUGGCCACUAAGUCCCCGCGAGCGCAAGGUGCCCGACGGUCUGAGACUGCAUGUCCUCGACGUGUGGGUGGACGAGCUCGGCGGCCAGCUCGGCGCGGCCCAGCAGAAGGCCGUCACGAAGUCCGAGCAUAGGGAUGGUGACGACGACGCACAUGCCCAGAAAGCGGCGGCCCUCCUCCUCGACACUGCCAGGGCGUUCAUGGGCCCCGUUGAAAAGCUGAGCAAAGAGGCGCUGAGUAAGGGAGUCAAGCUCAGGGCGAAGGAGGCUGUGCAGCUGGCCCAGGAGAAAAUAUGGGGAUGA